CGACCUCAGCAGAAGGCAGUCCUUGCGCUGACGAAAUCAUUUCUUUCGGGGCAUCGCGUGCGAGCGUAUCAUCGGUGGCUCUCCCUCGUGAUUGCGAGUCGUGGCGACAUUAAUCGCAUCGUUUCGACGUAAUCGCUGUUCCCUCGGCGUGCCGCUCCGGUACCGCGUAGAGUUCACGUCCAAGUGAGAGGGACAGACACCUCUCUCGUACGAGAACGGCUAGAAAUCCGACCCAGUGUCACAGAGGAAGUGUCGAUUCGGCCUCAACACACCAGCAUGGCCGCGAUGUCUGUGAUCGGAAUCGACUUCGGGAACGACAAUUGCUAUGUGGCCGUAGCACGCGCUGGUGGCAUUGAAACUGUAACGAAUGACUAUAGCCUUCGCAAUACACCGUCAUGUGUUGCAUUCAGUGGGAAAAACCGAAUUCUUGGUGUGGCAGCCAAAAACCAGAUGGUGACAAAUAUGAAAAACACCAUUUAUAAUUUUAAAAGGUUACUAGGUAGGAAAUAUAAUGACCCACAAGUUCAAUGUGAGCGACAGACUCUACCCUUUAAAAUGACUCAACAAACUGAUGGAAGUAUCGGCAUACAUGUACAAUAUCUGGGAGAAGAACAUGUCUUUUCACCAGAACAAAUUACAGCUAUGCUUUUCACAAAACUGAAAGAUGUUUCCGAAACAGCGCUGCAAACUGCUGUCAACGAUUGUGUCAUAUCAGUUCCUUCAUACUUCACUCAAGCUGAGCGUCAGGCCCUACUUGAUGCUGCUAAAAUUGCGGGCCUCAAUAUUCUAAGAUUAUUUAACGAGACCACCGCCACUGCACUUUGUUAUGGUAUUUAUAAGCAGGAUUUGCCGGGAACAGAUGCAGCUCCAAGGAACAUCGUUUUUGUGGAUUGCGGCCAAGCCGGCCUGCAAGUGAGCAUUUGUGCCUUUCAUAAAGGCAAACUUAAGAUGUUGUCAAGCGCUGCCGAUAGUCAAUUGGGCGGCAGAAACAUUGACAAUAUUUUGGCGGAACACUUCUGCCAAGUGUUCAAGAAGCGAUACAAUAUUGAUGUACACACCAAUCCUCGGGCAUACUUAAGAUUGCUCGCGGAAGUUGAAAAAUUGAAGAAACAGAUGUCAGUUAAUUCGACGACUCUGCCUCUGAAUAUCGAGUGCUUUAUGGAUGAGAAAGAUGUGCACGCCGAGAUAAAGCGCACUGAGAUGGAGGAUUUGUGCAGUCAUCUGAUUAAACGCGUCGAGGCGACUUUCGUCCAAUGCUUGGUUGAUUCAAAAUUGAAACUCGAGGAGAUUCAUGCAGUCGAGUUGGCAGGGGGAUCAAGCCGGGUUCCUGCUAUCAAACGUUUAGUAGAAGAAAUUUUCGGUCGACCGGUAUCGACUACCUUGAAUCAGGACGAAUCGGUUGCUCGUGGUUGUGCGUUGCAGUGCGCUAUGCUCAGUCCUGCCGUGCGUGUCCGUGAAUUUUCAGUUACAGAUAUACAGCCAUAUUCCUUAAAAUUGACAUGGGACGCUACUCAGGGUGAAGAAGGAGAGAUGGAAGUAUUUGGACAUAAUCAUGCUGUACCAUUCUCGAAGAUGCUGACGUUCUACCGUUCGAAUCCGUUUGUGCUUACUGCCAGUUACAGUUUGCCGCCUCCUUAUUAUCCUCAGACACGUAUCGGAACAUUCAUGAUAAAGAAUAUAAAAGCUACACCGGAGGGCGAGUCAGCGAAAGUUAAAGUGAAAGUGAGGGUGAAUCUGAACGGCAUUUUAACUAUCUCGUCGGCGUCGCUCAUCGAGAAACGUGAGUCGACGCAGCAAGAAAAAGAGGAAGAGGAUGCCCAGCAACAGCAGCAACAGGAUAACAUGGACAUUGAUCAGCAACAGGAGAAAAAGGACAAACUCGAUCAAGAAGCGCAGGCGAAUGAACCACCAGCAACAGAGGUGAGCAUGGAUAAAACACGACGGAACUCAGAUGCUGAUGACGGUGGAAGAGGCCCUAGGGGUUCUGCCCCUUCCUACUCCUCCAGGAUUCUCUCUUGGUUCAGCUCGGGUGACGAUAAGGGUGAAGAGAAAGGCAAGAAAAAGAUUCCCGUUCGUACGGUCGAGUUACCCAUCGAAGCUAACGUUUGCGGACUUUCUCUGCGAGAUCUCGAUGCCGCGAUGGAAAAAGAGGGCAAAAUGAUCGCUGAAGACAGGCAGGAAAAAGAGCGAGUUGACGUACGUAAUGCUUUGGAAGAAUACGUUUACGACUUACGUUCCAAAUUGUCUGAAGAAGAUCAGUUAGCUACAUUUAUCACGGAAGCCGACAAGGAGGCUCUUUGUCGUAUAUUAGAUGAUACUGAAAUUUGGCUCUAUGAGGAAGGAGAGGAUUGUCAGCGACAGGUCUACUCCGAGCGAUUGAUGCGCUUGAAGUCUCAAGGUGAGCCAAUAAAGGAAAGGAGAUUAGAGUUUGAAGGACGAUCUCAAGCGUUAGAGGAACUUGGGGGAGCAUUACAGUUGGCUAAGAAAAGUCUCGAUCACAUCAAAGCAUCAAAUCCGAGAGAUGACAAAUAUUCUCACUUAACGGAGGAAGAAGUGAAGAAAGUUGAGAAGGCAGUGCAUGAGAAGUGGACGUGGUUAGAAGAGAAGCGUAUUCUACUUGCGAGUACAUUACGCACGCAACAACCACCGGUCACCGUAGCACAGAUUCGCGCCGAGAAACAGGCAUUGGAUAGUGUAGUACUACCUAUCAUCAACAAGCCUAAACCUAAAGCGGAGCCACCAAAAGAAGAAAAAACGAAAGACAAAGAUGCCGAUGAACAGAAGAUGAAUAAUCAAAAUAGCCAAGCUAAUGCUCACAAUCACACUAAUCAACAGACACAGCAAGAAGAAAAUAUGGACGUUGAGUAACGUCACUAAAAUUUAUGUGGUUUUAAUAUUAUUAAAUCUACCCAUAAUUCGAAGAAAUAGCAAAUGAUUCAUUUGGGGAAACUGUGUUUAUCGCGUCACAAAAGCGCUUGACAUGUAUUCAGAAUUUUUGCACACACGAUUGUCAUGUCUCUCUCUUUCUUCUUUUCUUUCCUGUAACGCCUGUUUGAUGACAGGUAUUAUGCUUGCACGAACGUAAGUGUAUUGAAAGCUAAAGUAUCUAUUGACAAAUUCGAUUGGAUGCACUAGCGUGUAUCAAGAUACACCAAGGCCGGUAUCAGUCCGCUUUUAUAUUUAAGCUGUAUUUAUAGUUUUUUCUUAUAUUUAAGAUCGUCUUAAAUUCGCCUUCAGAUGCUAUACAAAUCGUUUCAUUAGCCACAGAAUAUUUGGAAGCGAAUUUACGAUAAUCUUAAAUAUAAAAACGGACUAUGAUAUCGAUCGGUCUUAGUGUAUCUGGUGCACAUCAGUGCAUCCGAUCGAAUUUGCCAUAUGAAAGAAUGUGCGUUACAAAAUCUACUUUUGUUUGAAUACAGCUUUUUCUGAUACUCAUGAUAACAAAUAAUUAUCAUUUGGCCAAGUAUAGCAAUGCCUUAAAAGCCCAAAUAAUGAAGCUUUUUUUCUUACUUUUAAAAGUAUUGGUUCUUUUUUUUUUUUUUUUGAGUUUUCAGUACGCUUCUAAGUAACCGGAUCGUUCUAGGUGAAUACUUGAAAAAAAUCUUUAAAGCUAUUGCCAGUAGGAAAAAUUAAUACGUUGCGAUGUUUCACGUAGUACUCGAAUACUAAGUUAAAUCUCUAAUGACUAAAUUAUGAGACUAGAUAAUAUAGCUCUGGCGAUUGUAUUUAAUAUUACAGUUAUUCAUUCCAACAUUUUUCAUGGCUGACAGCAAAUACUGUCUUUUCUUUUUUUUUGCAUUUAAAGUAAAUAAAUAAACAUUUCACUAAUUAAAAUUGCUAAUUUUGCUCUGAUAUUUGGAACGUUUAAGCAUCACUAAACAUAUUAGAAGUUGACUGCAAUUUUUCAGUUCCAAUUAUGACUCGAAUAAUUUCUCUCUAGCAGAAAUCUCAUUUUCUACGCAAAAAAUUAAAAAUUUUAUCUAGACAUACCAUUGUACAUAACUUGUAGACAUCUACAUAAUGACAGUAUAUUUCUUUAUCCCAAUCAUAUUUAUAUUACUAUACUACUCGUCACAACACACUUAUAGAAAGUCUUAUAUCGGAAACUUGGUUGUUCCUAGAAUACACAAGAAUAGGAAGUCCAUAUUUCACUCUUGUGCCUAACUUUUCUUUUAGCAAGUAAGGCCAGUAUUAAUAAUUGUCACCUGAAACUUGUCUCAUAUAAGAUAUUCAGAUUUUUGUUCAGAGUUACAUCAAAAGUUGUUGACAUUUGUAUCUAUAAGUGUGCGCGCGCGCGCGAUUCAACUGAAAAACUUAUCUCUAACUUUAGAUUCAAAUCUGAGUAUCUAGAGACGAGUGUCAAGUAAUAACUAUUAAUACAGACCUAAGUACAAUCUCAUUAUCACGUAUGUGUAUAAUGUAACUACGUUAGUAAAAUGUAAAAAAUUUAUUAGAUAGGCAAAAUGUAAGAAGUGAUUAGACGCUUUGUUUCAUUGAAUGAUAAAAGUUUCUAAUAUACGACGAGUUCUUUUUUUUUUUUGUAUUUUUAAUUCUUUGCAUAUAUACGGAUUAUUUUAGUGCUUUUCGCAAUUAUGUAUAUCUCAAGAAAAAAUUUAUAAUGUAUAAAUUGUUUACGUAUUUUUACCGUUAUUUUUCAGAUGUUUUUGCUAAAAAUUUAAUACGAUAGGUGCAUCCUUAUCGAUGUUUGGAAAUUAAAUAUCAAUCAAUGCCAAAUAUUUAAAUUGAUUUCAAUCUAAUGAUUAAAAUAAACGGUUAUAAGAAAAUGAGUUUAACAUCAAUUUUGUAUUAUUUAACUAAUAUUUUACUUUUCCUUUAUAUAACGGUUCAAUAUGUCCAUUAGCUAACACUUCUCAUUAAUUUAUAUUAUUACUAUACUAUAUUCUAUUGAUUAGGUUUAAAUUCUUAGAAAAAUAAGUUUUUAAACAUUCAAAUCUUUUGCACACAGAUUGAAUAAUCGUAAUAAUCUUAACAUAUAAAGUUUUAUUAUAUUAUUUCAUAACAUACAGCAUAAUAUAAACUUAUGAUAAAUUCUAAAGUGAUAUAAUCAUGUGUUAAAAUUAUGUUGUCUAAAAUAGACACAAAACUUGCUUAUUUGUUUAAUUUAAUUAAAUAAAUAAACAAUUUAAAUUUAUUGCAAAAUUUAUGAAGCAGUUAAAUUUAAAUCUCAACAAUAACUUUCAAAAUAACAAAUAACAAAGGAUGAAAUAUGGACAUAUAUUUCUUUAAAGGUCUGUUCGUUUUUGAAGAACUUCUGCAUUAGUGUAAUGAGUUAAAGUAAAACAAAUAUAUUUUCUUUCACUUUAACUUAUUCUACUAAUGUGCAUCGGUUCAGAAAUUUUUUGGAAACUAACAAGCCUUAUGUGUGAAUCAUACCAAUCUUAUCAACUUAUAAGAGAGUUUAAAUUGUUGAAAUCUUAUAUUGCCACAUUAUUUUAUCAUUUAUCGUACAUAAGGAUAAAUGAACCAUAAUGAUGUGUGCUUUAUUGGAAAAAUAUAUUCAGUAAGUGCACCGCAGUACUUUAUUGUAUUUUUAUGUAAUAUUAUGAAAAUUAUAGUAACAUAUUAACAAUCGCAUAAACAUCGAACGGUAUAUUUAAAGUACACAUUGCAAAUGUUAUAAUUUAAAUGAAUUUUGGAAUGUAAGUUAUUUUAUAACUUAUAUAAUUAUUUUCCACAUAUAAAUCGUGUAUAGCAUAGACGAUGUUAUGUUAUUUUUGUGAAAUUAGCAACCACCUGACUUAUUUGCUAAAGCAAAAGUAAGAUAAAAUAUAUCAACAAAUGCUGUUUAUAAAGAUGUGUUUAUAUACAGCAUACCUUUUGAAGAGUUUCAGCUAAACAAUGUCGAAAAUAAAUGUAUUGACUGUGAUUAUGUCGUAAAUGGUCACCAAGGUGUACUUAAUAAAGAAUUAAUCUCUCUUAA
Odontomachus brunneus is the source of this 5941-nucleotide messenger RNA. It is a transcript of the gene Hsc70Cb, whose product is annotated as heat shock protein 105 kDa. Gene Ontology annotation, cellular component: cytosol; nucleus. The coding region runs from base 277 to 2868 and encodes 863 amino acids. Gene Ontology annotation, biological process: protein folding. The record is from RefSeq and is a predicted model, not a curated record. The transcript has 12 exons. Gene Ontology annotation, molecular function: ATP binding; ATP-dependent protein folding chaperone. NCBI's taxonomy places the organism in Eukaryota, Metazoa, Arthropoda, Insecta, Hymenoptera, Formicidae.